Papaver somniferum (opium poppy) is the source of this 3300-nucleotide messenger RNA. RefSeq lists its product as uncharacterized. Gene Ontology annotation, molecular function: zinc ion binding. The coding region runs from base 318 to 1784 and encodes 488 amino acids. NCBI's taxonomy places the organism in Eukaryota, Viridiplantae, Streptophyta, Magnoliopsida, Ranunculales, Papaveraceae. The record is from RefSeq and is a predicted model, not a curated record. The transcript has 10 exons.
UCUAGGAGGCCAGCUCCGGCAAUAUUUUACACCAAUUUGAUUAAAAAAAUUUAUACAUUACGAUCAAAUUCAGGAUUUCAAGCAUAUCCAAAGGUUCAAAUUUGUAUGAACAAAGUUACUUGCAGGGUAAAUGAUUAUGGUUGUUGUUAAGAGAACGUUGAAGAUGAUAACGAAGAAGAAGAGCAGAGGAAAGUCGAUUUCUGUAUCUCAUUUUCAAAAUUGAAACAUACACACAAUUUCUUAGAAAAGAACCAGUCUCCAUUGGGGCCGUCUUCGUUAAUGUAAUCGACGACUCCAAAGAGGCUGGUUAUCAGAUCAUGGAACAUAACAACGAAGGAAAUCUGUCUUUCGGCGAAAAACAUUAUGAUAUCUCACUGCAAAUAUGCGCGAGUCCGGUAGGUUCUCGAAGUAGCGUCAGUGGGAAGGACUUAACCGUGUUAGGGAGCUCGUAUGAAGGUCCGUAUUCAGAACUUGGUACACAUUCUGAUCAUCCACUGCAAAUACGCACGAGUUCAGCAGGUUGUCGAAGUAGUAUCAAUGGAAAUGAUCUAUCCCCAGUACGGAAUUCCUCUGGAGAUAGGCCUUCAGGGUUCAACGGAGCACGUGCUGAUUUCCCACUGAUAAUACCCACCAGUCCAGUAGGUCCUCGAAGUAGCAUUAGCGGAAAGGAUCUACCACCCUUUCCUAAUUCUUCCAAAAGUAGUAGACAAAAUUCUGGUGGCUUUUGUCAUGAUUUAAGUUCCAAAAACAAAGUAGCAUCUUUAAAUGGAGAAGGAGGCUCCCGUCUUGGUAAAAAAUCCAGGGAGGUUUGUCAGAGUCUUGUCCUGGAAAGUGUAAACAUUUCGGUUUUCCCGUCGAAAAAGUCCACAUCUCUUCCUGUUACACCAUUGGCAAGCUUGACCCCUUCAGCCUCAACAACUUCGAAAGAAAGGAUAGGUGGUCAGUAUGAAUCUUCGCAUACUGUGGUAAUUCCACCUAAGGUUCCAAGGUCCUUGUCCGUACCUGUGCGUAAUGUUGUGAUUGUGAGAUCUUUGUCCUUCAUCAAUCGAACGGAACCUGUGCAGAUUGAAACUAGUAAUGAUAUUACAAGUCCUAUUGUAAUGGAAGAUGGUGAUCAAGAGAUUCCUGAAGAGGAAGCAGUUUGUAGGAUCUGUUUCGUAGAAUUGACGGAAGGAGGAAAGACAUUCAAGAUGGAGUGUAGUUGUAAGGGUGAUCUCAGGCUUACACACGAAGAAUGUGUUGUGAAGUGGUUCAGCAUUAAAGGUAACAAGACAUGUGAUGUCUGCCGGCAUGAUGUUCGUAAUUUACCUGUUGCUGUCCUCCGGGUGCAUGCUUCUAGACAAAGGAUAUACAGAAACAGACGAAACACAGCUCAAAAUCCCCCAGCAAUUAGUGCUUGGUAUGACUUGAUAGUACUUACCAUGAUAAGUUCAAUAAGUUACUUCUUCUUCCUUGAGCAGCUACUGCGUAGUGACAUGAAAUCUCAAGCAAUCGUGAUUGCAGCACCAUUUGCUUUCAGCUUGGGGCUUUUGGGAUCAAUGUUUGCAAUCAUUGUAGCAAUCAAGGAGUAUGUAUGGACGUACACAGCACUUGAAUUUGUUUUGGUGGUCAUGAUUCUCCAUCUGUGCUAUACUGAACUCCAUCUGCAUCCGAUCUACGCGGUAUUGCUUUCGGCAAUAGUUGGUUUUGGGACUGCAAUAUCAGUAAAUGCAUUAUGUCUUUACAUAUGCAUGCGGCGUCCCUGGUAUGUGCGGAGACCUAUAGACACUUGGAGUGACGCGUAGUAUCUUGUGCUGUCUGCCGCCUUAUUGACAGAAAAUAGCCUUAAAAGAGAGCUUCUGCUUCAGCAUAAAUAACUGAUGGUGCUGGACAGGUGGACAGGUCCACCGGCAUAUUUUGUUUCCCAGUUAUAGUAAAUGAUCCCGCCACCUGAAAACUUUAUAGACUGAUUUGCAAAAACAUCAAUUUACAAUCUGUUAUAGGGCUUGAGCCCAUGGAUGUGAGGCCCAAUAUAGUGUCUAGGGUCUUAUUCCUAUUUGUAUAUAAAGGAAUAUGUGGAUGUAACACAUACUGAUGCUAAUCAAUAGAAACUCUUUGCCUCUUUGCCUUCCCUACAUUUUCACUAUAAAACGUUAUUAUGUACGAGUUCUUCCCUGCGCUAAAGAAAUUUUUUCUUUUCUUUUCAGCAUCAAUCGGUCACCUGUAAUUGGGGAUCUAGAUUUUGGUCCUAGUAAAUUUCCCGUUCGUGAAAAAAAAUGUUGGGCAAAGUUUUGCAUCAUCAAACGUUUAUGCAACCACAAUCACAGUGAAGCAAAUGAUGAAAUUGCGAAACAGCUAAGUGGAUCUAUUUAUCUUUAUUCCCUGAUUUUGAUAUUGACAUAUAUCCAAUAUAUUUAUAAUAGAAAAUUGAUUUGAUUUAGGUAUUAACUCGUCUGGUAGAAGCCAUAUGUAUACUAAUCCUAUAGUCAAUUUCAAUUUCAAUUUCAAUUGAGUGAUUAUAUUUUAAUAGGAUAAUAUGGAUCUCUGUGCUUUUGUAUCUUGGGCGAUGGAAGCAUGUGGGGAUCGAAGGAGAGGGGGCGGCGGUUUGAAAACGAAGGAGAAAAGGAAGAAUGGAUUCGUCCAAAAAUCCCCAAAUUUUUCUAAUGACUCGGUACUGUUCCGACCCCAGCUAUCCUGUCCCAUCCCGGUUCCUGAGACUGGCCUAUCCUGUCCCGUUCUAAGCUGUCCUGUCCUGUUCCGUCCUAUCCUGUCCUAUCCUGUCCCGUUCUGGUUCCUGGAGGUGUGUCCUGUUCCAGUUCGUUCUGGGCCGUGCACGGCCAAGCCCGGUCCGGUUUUGGCUAUACAUAAUGGGAGCUAAAGCUUGAGGAAGGUAUGUAACUAAUUGAAUAUGAAUAUUUGAUUUACUUAUUUAUUUUCAUUUUAUUUUCAUUUUUUUUCCAGAACAUGUCUAAUUCUACCUUAAAAUAAGUCCAUAGCAUAUAAAGUUAUAAACAAUCAAUUUAAUUUAUGAUUGUUGAUCAUUAAGAGUUUUGGUUUUAGUGUUAUUUUGUUUUCUUGAAUAUGAUAUUGGUUAUAGGUGAAUGGUGUUUAUUUUUGUUCAAUUUGGUUGUACCAACUCAAUUCCAAUGUAUUCAUUUGGGGCUUAGAAGUACUUGAGCACCAUUAUUGGAUACUUGAUAUUUUCCCAAAAAAAAAAUUUGAAUGUUCCGUGGAACGUAUCCACUUGCUCGACUAUUAAUCUUUCAGUAGUUUCAAAACAUACGUUCAAAUAAAAUCACAUGUAUUCCAAUUUUUGUGGAA